Molecule: messenger RNA, 2744 nt
Organism: Tachysurus fulvidraco (yellow catfish)
Lineage: Eukaryota; Metazoa; Chordata; Actinopteri; Siluriformes; Bagridae
Exons: 7
Coding region: 1018-1836 (272 amino acids)
Biological process (GO): B cell differentiation; B cell receptor signaling pathway
Cellular component (GO): B cell receptor complex; external side of plasma membrane
Source: RefSeq, a predicted model, not a curated record
GCUGAUUGACCACAAUAAAGAAGUUUGCUCAUUCUCAUCCAGGUCUGAGGAGUUUUCUCAGUGUUUUUUGUAGUAAUUAUAGAGUUAUCAGUUAAGUCUAACUAAAACAGUCUUUAAUAACCAAAACGUCUAAGAGAGGAGGACACCCUGCGAUGUGUCGACUUGGAGACGGGCUCUGAGUUACGACAGCUCCAUAAAAGAUCAUAUAAUAUUAAUAUCUCAAAAACUGAAUGAGCAUAAAGCGUUUAUUUUGCGUGCACAAAUGAUGCACGAAUGAAUUUAUAUCAUUUUGAGGAUUGAGGAUAUGAGGAUUGUUUUGUUAGUCUCUGAUCAGUAAAAACAUCAAAUUAAAGAAAUGUAUAUGUUGUUUACAGUACAUUGCAUGACUUUGGGUGCAUGGGUUUUAUGAUGAGACGGAAAGAAAGCUAGACUUUGAACGUGCGUGCACGGGCGGCCGUGUGUGUGCACGCGUGUGUGUGUGUGUGUGUGUGUGUGUGUGUGUGUGUGUGUGUGUGUGUGUGUGUGUGUGUGUGUGUGUGUGUGUGUGUGUGGUAUUUUGCUAAAUGACACACGCUUCUGAGGUUCAUCUACACCAGGUGUUAUAUAGUUGUUGGCUCUCAUCCUUUGUCUGGUUGACUUCUUUUCACACUGCGUUUUUCUCACUGCUCUUUGACUCAAACUGAUCCUCUCGUUACUACUACAUUCCUUUAUGUUAGUGUCAACACUUUUCUACAAAAGUUUUCUACAUGCUGACAUUUUCCUUAUUUUUAUGCUUGAUUCAUAGUUGUUCUGGUGGUUUAAGUGGUUUGUCUGUGUGCUUCCUCUUCACUUCAUUUGCUGCUUUAGGUUUUCAGCAGGGUUUCACAUGAACCUUCUUAGAUAACUCGACUCUCACAAACUAGCACAGACAUUUCACACACCGAUAUUUUCGGUGAUGUAGGUGAGAAACUCUCUUGUACUUUUCUCUGGAACUUUCAAAAGGUCCUCGCAUUUUGGGUGAACUACUUCACAGGGAAAAUGGACUACUUACUCAACAGGAGUUUUCUGCUGUUGCUCACAGUGGCAGCCGGAAUUAAUCCAGGGACACUUAUUAAACCUAAGGUUCCCACGAUGGUUACUGCCUGUUUAGGAUCAAACCCAACCAUCAACUGUACUUUUUACUCAGACAUUAAUGGACUCAAAGUAAAAUGGUAUUUUAGCAAUACUUCUGACUUUAAGGACCAAAAAAAGAUAGAAAUCCACUCAUCCAAUGCUUCCAAUGUGAGUCGUUACCAUGAAGCCAAAGAAAGGACUGCUUCAUAUUUGACGAUUAGAAAUGUUACGUUCAGUGACAUGGGAUGGUAUUUUUGUAAUGUCAUACAGGAUAUUCCUCAACUCAUCACUGAACAAAGCAAUGGAUCUAAACUGGUGAUCUAUUCACCCACAGAGUGUAAUCUGGAGUUCAAUACAACAACUUGUGGGAUGUUUUUGCCUCAGAGCCCAAGUCCAACAUCCAAAAUUGAUUCACCCCCAGUCAGUAAUCCGGAGGGCAAUACAACAAUUUGUGCCCCUGAAACUCUAAAACCUUCCACUUGGUGGCUGUGGGUAGCUUUGGCAUCGGGUGGGGUUUUGAUUAUAACAACUGUGAUCAUCACAACGUUCAUACGUAGGAGGAAAAAAGAGUCUCCUAUUUAUGAGAACACAAAAGAUGCCCCGAAGAGACGCUGGAAAGAAGAUCAGUCCCUUCAACACUGCAUGCCAUCAAAAGGAUAUACAAAUAAACAAACAGAUACUUUGAAACUACAUAAAUAUGAAUCCUGUCCCAAAGGUAGACAACCGAGCCCAAAAUGUAGAUGAUGGAUCUGGAUUAUAAAUCUGAUUAGUCCAGCUUUAUUUUGUCAAUCAGCCGUUCAGCUGUAAUUCUGUUAGUGGGGUGAGGAUCAUUGUUCUGUUGCAUGAACCACUAUAAGAGAUGACCUCACAUUUGCCUCCAGAAUGAUUUGGCAUAAUGAGACGCUCCAUGUUUAGUCAUUUGUCCAAAAACUCUCUCUACUGGCUAUUCUUCCAGAGGAUAUCCAGAAUUGGUCAUUUUUUCAGUAAUUUCAGUCAUUUAAUAGAACAUUUAAUAUUUUAACCUGUCCUGCAGAUCCCUUGAUGACUCUUGGGUUCUUUGCAGUGUUUCUGAUCAAACUUUUCUGACAUUGGGGUGAAUUUGCUGGACCAUACACUAUCUGGAAGACUGGCAGAAGACUUGAAUGACCUCCUUAGUUAUCCGUCUCACUGUAUGACGAUGGGUUUGAAUGACCCUUAGGUCUUAUAAGGAAACAUUUGACAUAUGGUGUUGAUAUACUUUUAUAAAAGUGGCCACAUUUAUCCAAUGAUCAGCAGUUCAGGUACAUUAGUUUAGUUUAGCUAGCUUCUGGCUGCAAAUGACUGUUAAUUGCCCUGAAAGCUGUAAGAGUAAAUGAUAUGGUCUGAUAUUUUUAUUUUUAAGUACUGUAUAUAAUGACAGUGGAUUGUGGUGUUUAUCAGCUGAUGUUAGAUUUAUUCAUUUUUAGGACCUGAUGAUGUUUUAUCAUGUUUGAAUACAUAAAACAGCUGAGUAAAAAAAAAGGGGUAAAAAGGGUGUACUUACUUUUUCUCAUCACUGAAAAUGCAUGAAAAAAAAAACAAUACACAAUCAACACGUACACAAUACUGUAUAUUAUUCCCUAUUUGUGUAACGAUCAGCCAUAAAAAAUAAACAUUUAUUAUUAUAUUGUGAA